AUGUUGUCAAUGUACCAGGUGGAAGAGCAGGGGAUAGAUCCUAAUAUGCGUGAUCAUGAUGGUGCGACUGCAGUUCACUUUGCCGCUAGUAGAGGGCACCUGGAAUCUCUUCGCUGGCUUCUGAAACACGGCAGUCGGAUAUUACUUGACAAACAUGGCAAGAGCCCGUUGAACGAUGCAGCGGAAAACAGUCAUAUGGAGUGUCUCACACUUCUGAUCAAAUAUACAUCGGAUCCCCGACAUCAGGACAAAAGUGAAAACUUGUGUACGAGUUGUCGAUCACAUAGCAACUCUCGUUACCAGGCCUCACACAGGACUGUGGGUUCCGAUGGAUGUUCCUGUCCCUCCUCACCAUCUGAUGAAAGUUUUAGCUGGUCCGACGAUUAUACAUCUGACGUAAGGUCCACGAGUCAGACAUCUAUUACAGGGGCGGUUCCCCGAGGGUCUACCAACCAAUCAGUCGCUUCCAAACGUGUGAGUAGUACCUCCUUCGGAUUACAUCACCACUGUCAGCAUAAAUGCAGUCAUUGUCAAGCGACUUCAGGGGUUAACGAUGACCCCCCACAAGUUGACUACAAACACUUCAGGCAAUCAAGCGAUGCAAGUUCGGUUAGUAACCGUAUGGACGGUUACAAAACUCCUUUCCCUCCGAGUUCUGUACCAGCCAAUAAAGAAUCGUUUUUCUUACAUCAGCCUACAAUGACCUCUAACGACCGAGUGAAAAAACUGUUUGAAAAUAAUAUCGACAAUAAGGAUCAAUCGGUGAGCACAGACACAUCAAUGUCACAACCUAAGUCUGCUACCAGUAUUACAACGAAAUUUGCAGUGGAAGCCGAAAUCCAUCGAAAAACUUCUAGAAGAUUCUCCGAUCCUAUUCCAGAUUAUGAUGACGAAAUCAAUUACAAAGAACCCGAGAACAAUGGUAAUAUAGGCAAGAGAAGUAAAAAGAGCUCGCUUGUAAAUUCUAGGGUUCAAUCCCAGCAUUCAAUGGAAGCCUGUAGCACAAGCACAGACGAGGGAAUUGAGCAGGAGGUGGAGGAUGGGGGUCCCACGGGGGAAGACAUGAUGGAAUAUCCUCCCGAACUUAAUGAACUCUGCGAUUUGGUGGAUUCUUUGGAUUUCUCGAGAUCGACAAGUACCUCAAGCAUUGAGGAUACAGAUUUGGUAGAUGAAAGUAAUCAAACCUCGCAAAAGAAGGCUUCGGAGAUUACUUCAAAAGAAAUUCAAGACUCUAUUCCCAAGGGAGUUACAAGCACUAAUCUAAAAAUUGUUACGGACACUAAAGUUAACGGAGUUCCAAGCACUAAUCCAAAAAUUGUUACGGACACUAAUGCUAAAGGAGUUCCAAGCACUAAUCCAAAAAUUGUUACGGACACUAAUGCUAAAGGAGUUCCAAGCACUAAUCCAAAAAUUGUUAUGGACACUAAUAUUAAGGAUGAUUCAAGCACUAACCUAGAAAGUGUUACGGACAAUAAUGGCAAAGGAGUUACAAACACUAAUGUAAAAAGUAUUACGGACACCAAUGUCAAAAGAGUUCCAAGCACUAAUGUAAAAAGUGUUACGGACACUAAUAUCAAGAAAGCUCCAAGCAACUAUAGGAAAGAAAAUAUAGGCAUUACUACUGAGAAAGUUCCAAACACUAAAGUUAAAGAAGUUAAUAACGCUGACGUUAAGGAAGCUUUAAAAAUUAGUAACAAUGUUGCUUCAAACUCUGAUAUCGAGAAUGUUCCAAACACUAAACUUAAAGAAGUUAAUAACACUGAGGUUAAGGAAGUUUUAAAAACUAGUAACAAAGUUGCUUCAAAGUCUGAUAUAAAACAAUUUCCAAGCACUAACUCAAAAGAGGCUUUAGGUACCAACAUGGGUAAUAUUUCUGAGACUGAGUCUUCAUUACCGCCCAAAGAAACAGUUGGUCAGAUAAGAAACAUUUUUGAGGAAAUUAGCAAACCAAAAUUGAACCGUAUGAAAAAUCUUGAAAUCAAACAGGCUGUUGUUGGUACCAAAAUGGGUUCUGACAUCAAGGUGUGUAACGACAAAAAUGCUAAAAAUAGUUCUCCAGAAAAUACCUCGUCGAUGGUGCCUCCUCCACCGCCUCCUCCUCCUCCUUUGACUAUUUCCAAAAUGACAGAAAGCGACAUCUUUUCCACGAAACAACAUGAAAAUACCAACAACGAUUCUACCUCGGUAGGGCAGAUGAAACAAUUCAAAUCUGCCGAAGUGCAGUCGGAAGCCUCAGAUAUUUCAAAUGAUAUUAAGAAGGUUCUAUCCAAUAAAAUAAUGAAUGGUGGAGAACCCGAAAAAAAUCCUAGUGGUCAAAUCUUAUCCAAGUCCAAAAGGCACGUGACAAAGGCUUUCAACCCAGUGCAGAUAAACUUUCCCGUUGGUUUGGACACCAACCUCAAGCCAUCCGAAUUCUUAAAGAAAGUUGGUAAAAAACCUCCAUCGUCAAAUUUAAAUGGCAAAAAUAUUAACCAAAGAUUGGAUGGAAGUUCACUCAAACUUAUCGAUGAUACUCCCAAUUAUCGAACAGACAAAACGGAAGAUGGUUACGAUGAAAAAGGCGAAGCAAAAACUGUGGGAAACUCUGUGGUCUUGAAAAGUCCAGAGGAAGACGUUGUAUCAAAGGAUCCUUCAAUUGGAAGCUCUGGGACCACAUCUAAUGGUGCAACUGUUUCGUCUGAUCAGUUUACCAACAAAACUCCUUUCUCUGUCUCUGACGAACAACUAAGAUCUGUUAAUUUGAAGAAAACGGAGAAAACAGCCCCCAACG
Molecule: messenger RNA, 2770 nt
Organism: Limulus polyphemus (Atlantic horseshoe crab)
Lineage: Eukaryota; Metazoa; Arthropoda; Merostomata; Xiphosura; Limulidae
Product: rhoGEF domain-containing protein gxcI-like
Exons: 4
Biological process (GO): actin filament bundle assembly
Cellular component (GO): cytoplasm
Molecular function (GO): actin filament binding
Source: RefSeq, a predicted model, not a curated record